Caenorhabditis angaria is the source of this 3317-nucleotide messenger RNA. Lineage: Eukaryota; Metazoa; Nematoda; Chromadorea; Rhabditida; Rhabditidae. The record is from the annotation of a GenBank genome assembly.
AUGAAUAAUGUUCCAAUGUCUUACAAAAUGACGCCUCUUCGAGACGUCUACUACGAAGACGAAAAACGCACGUGUUUCGGUAAAUUGAGUCCAAAAGUACGGUAGCUCCUCUUACAGUACGCCUUAGAAAAAUUAUUGAUUUCUUGCAGUCCGCUUGUCUUUUGGUGGCACUUUUCGAAAUUGUUUAUUGGAUGUAUUAUGGUGUGAUUCUGCUCUUCACAAUUAUUCAUCAACAACCGGCUUGUAAGUUUUUUUUGGCCUGAAAAUCGUAAAAUCAUCAAAUUUUCCUAGGGACCAUCGUCUUCACCUCGGUGAAUUUGCUAAUGCUCACAGCUCAAGUCGCAUUCCUCUGGCUGGGCGCCAUCAACGAAAAUCCAAAAUUUUUGCAAACUCAUUUGAUUUUCUUGGUGAGUUCUCUGAAAAUCUCGAAAAUUCGUUGAAAACCAGGAAAAACAAAAAAAAGAGCACGUAUUUUCAAGCGAGGAAAUUGCUGAAAAAACUACGGUUCGAACCCCUACGUGUGUGGUGCAUUUGUGCGUCAGCGUGUUUGCACACAAAAUGUCUCUGCGCAAUAGCGUCUCUCUUUUUCGCACGCUCUCUCUUAAAGGAAAUUUUUUCGAAAAAGAAAUAGGGUCCCGUCACGAAUACCGCGAGAAAAAAGUUACACUAAAUCCACCACUCGAACCUUAUUUCGAUGCAGUUUUUCACGUAGAUUCUAAUGGUGUAUAUAACUUUUCAUACGGUUCAGCCAAUCUGAGUUUUUCCAUUACAAACGAUUCAUGUCCCUUUAAACUGCCGUUGCCGUUUUUUCUUCAGAAAAAAAAUGCGUGAGAGAGAAUAAAAAUACGUGCGCGUCAAAUAAAAUGCAGGUGUCUGCAUUUGUGUUUGCACACAAACGCCGAAUACAGUACUCUCAUUCAUUUUUUUUUUUGUCAUUUUCCGCCCGAGUUUCAGGGUUUUUUGCUGAAAAUACGUGGUUUUUAGCAGGAUUUUUGCAAUUUUAAGGUAAAAUAUCAUUUGUUCUACUCAUUUUCAUAUAGAAAUUGGGGGUUUUCAUUAAUUUUUCCUCAAAAAUGUCAAAUUUUAAUUCCAGGCUCUCACAUUCCUCUGGGAUAUCGUUGUGGCCGCCGCAUUCUUCUGUAUUUCGGUCCUCCCAAUUGCCUAUACAAAUGAGGUUUUGAACUACAAAGGAAAUGAAUAUAAUGCACGAGUUUUUGGUAUUGUUAUGGGUUCGAUCAUGAUUUUCUGGUUUGUCGCCCGAUUUUUUGCCACAGUUGUUGUUUAUCGAUAUUGGAAGUUGUUGAGAGCAUUGCAUGGAUAUGGAAGAAAAGAUUCGAUGUGAGAAAAUUCAGAAAAUUGAGCAAGAUGAUUUUGUAUUGAAUAUUGCACGGGUUUUGAGUUUUUUUGAAAAUAAAUUCGAUUUUUAGACUAAAAAAUGCCGCAAAAAUUCCUAUACGAACCCUCGAAAAUAAACAGAUUAAUCAAAUCUUCUUCGUUCGUUCCUAAAAAAAUAAAUAAUUAUUUUUCCCGCCUAUUUUUCUGCCUUUUUUCCAGCUUGUGUGAAAAAUGCCUUUUUCUGCUCAGAAAAAAAGCAAAAAAUAACCUGAUUUGUUGUAUCCCUUUUUUUUGAAAAAAAAUUUUUUGGAAAAAUCUUGCAGACAUAUUUUUCUUGGUCUAUAAAACACAUGUUUUAUAUUUUUGAAGAAAAAUUUUAGCACCUAAUGUAAGUCAAAAUUUGAAUUCAUCUCAAACUGCACUUCAAAAAAAUUUACAUAUGGAAAUUGGAGAGAGUAUACAAUUCGAAGAGACGCAGACAUGCGAGAGAGUGUGCGGGGUUAGAGAAGCAGAGAAAACGAGAGAAAAAGUUGCCAUCAAAAUGGGAUUAUCUCGUUUUAUCCGACCGAGAAAAAAGAAGGAAAAUUUUGAGUUGUACUCGACUUUUUUUACGACGCGUUUUAUUUUUUUUUUGAAUUUUUUCCUGGAUUUUUUGAAGUGAGAUUGAAAUUUUGGUGCAAAAUUUUAGCUAUUUGAAAAAAAAUUCAGAUUUUUGAGCUCAAAAUCUACGCCUCAAAAAAUCCUGAAGCAAAACAAAGAAAAAUAUCUGAUCUUCUCUUGAACAAUCUUCUUCUUCUCAAUAAAAAAACGCACUUGAAAAACAGAAUUUUUUCUAUUUUUAUUUUAUUUUUCCGAGCUGCUCCCCCAAUUUUUUCCAUUUUUUUCUGGUAAAAAACACAAGAAGAGCCGAAGAAAAAUGGGAAAAGUUAACCAAAUUAAAUUUUUUGCUGUUUUUUUGGCUGAAAAAAACUUGUUACUUAUUUUUUGCUCGUCUUGUUAGUUAGAAGCCUGAAAAAAUAGAAAAACAACUAAAAUUUUAGGUUUUUUGGAAGAAGAAAGGUAAUUUGAGAUUUUUGGGUUGCGUGGGAAAUUUUUGUUGAGCCAGAACUUUGUGACUACGAUUUUUAGUCUAAACCUGGUUUUUUGGGGCUUUUUCCACCAAAAUCUCGAAAUUUUAGUCAUUUUUCACCGAAAAAUCGUUUCUAAGGUGAAAAACCAGCCAAGAUUGACAAUUUCCUGGAGUUGUCGGAACUCUACGAUUUUUCCUACUUAUUAUAAAUAAUUUUUUUCUCAUUCUCGAAAAAAAACCAGUCAAAACCUUUUUGCGCCGCCUGAAAAUGACAUUUUUGCUUUCAAACAACAUUUUCUGGUGUUUCUGGCGCCAAACUACGGAAUUUUAAAUUUGGCUUCACUUAACCUAAGUGGCUUUGAAUAAUUCAUUCAAAAACAUUUUUCGGGCUCGAUUUAAAGCGAAAUUUGUGACCCGAAAAAUUUAUUCAUUUCACAUUUUUUGUAUCGCACGCGAAGAACAUACGUUUUUCGGCCUUUUGCCAAAAUUGAAUUGAGCCAGCCAAAAAACAGAGGAAAAAUUCGGAGCCACCACCAAUUUUUCACUACUCAUUUUAAUUCCGUGUGCACUUUUUUGCAUCUCAUCUCAUUUUUUAGCUUUCAUAUAUGAAAAAUUGACUGUUUUUUUGCUAAAUUUUCUCAAAAAUUCCAGAUUUCAGCUUAAAAUCUGGGUUUUUCUAAGAAAUUCGGGAUUUUCUGAAAUCUCACAAGCCUAGGAAAUUCAUAGUUUAUGGCUAUAGCUUAUGCGAUAUUUUUAGAAUCCGAAUCUUCAAGAAAAUCUUGAUUUUCCCCCCAUUUUCCCUCAUAUCUUCUUCCAAAAAUCUGGAAAUCUAAUUCCAAGAACAUCCACCCAAUCAAAACUCCCCCGAGAUUUCUUUUCCCCAAAAAUUUUCUGAAUCUCAAUUUUCAGAUGA